AGCGCUACAUUAAAUUGGAAGCAAAGACCCAUUUGUUGGUGUGCAUAGCUCAUUGAUUGAUCGAGUGAUGCAUGCUCUACACAACAAAGAAGACCACAUCCCACGCUCACAAACACAGAGAAAGAGAGAGAGAGAGAGAGAGAGAGAGAGAGAGAGAGGGUUUCUUGUUAUGAUUGCGUGACUCGAAGGUAAGUCUUCUCUUUUCCUUUCCUUUUCGUGAGAAAAAUGCAUGAGUCAACUCUGCACGUUGUUGUUGCAUGAAGAAGGAAGGAGGGAAGGAAGGAAGAAUGGAGGUAGAAGAAAUGGAGUACCUGUAGCUUUGUAUUUAAUAGAAGCCAUUGACGCCUUCCAUUUCCCUCUAUAUUAAGGCUGGCGUUCUUCUUGGAUGUGGAGCAUUUCCGCUUGGUUGUGGAUUCAGAGGGAGGAGGAAGGAUGAGCUGCAGCCGGAGAAGCGAGAAGGUGGACCUGAAGCUGAACCUCUCGCUGCUGCCGACCGCCAGCGGCCGCGACGAGGCCUCUCCUCAGGGGUACGCUUCGUCCUCAUCGUUGUCGUCCCCGAGCUCGUGCUUGUCCUCGGAGGCUGAGCUGGGGCUGACGUCCCCGGUCAGCCCCACGGCGGCGCCGUCCAUGGUGCUCGCCGGCUGCCCGCGCUGCCUCAUGUACGUCAUGCUCUCCGCCGCCGACCUCAGGUGCCCCAAGUGCGGCAGCACCGUCCUCCUCGACUUCUACGGCGGCAGCGGCGCCGCGGUCACCACCACCACUGCCACUGCCACUGCCACCAAGAACAAGAAGAAGGCCAGGAUGAGCUAAGAUUGUUAGCAUGUCUCUUCAAUGUAAAUGGGACACCUUUGUGUUUGCUUCUGCAAGAGUCAAAAAGGUUUUCCACAACAGCAAGUCUCUAUCUCUGUGUUUGGUCUUAAUACUGUGAUGCAGGAUUCAUGAAACGAGCACUUCUCUUCAUAUUAGUGCUCGGAUUAGAUUUGUAGAAAUAGCUGAAAGGAGAAAUGAUGCAUUCAAGAAAUCCUUACAAUAAUAUAAUUCAUGGAUGCAAUGAAAAAAGACAUAUUUCUGAAGCUAUAUAAAGAGAGAUUUAUGUAUAACACAGAUUGUUGUGUAAAAUGAGAUGCAGUCUGGAAGAUUAGGGACACUGAAAACUUAAUGGAAAUCAAUCAAAAAAGAGAAUUUAAUGUGCUAGCAAUGGACAGACAGAGUUGAGAAUAUUAUUUGUGUAGAUAAGAUAAUAAAUACAAUCCAUUUGCACCCCUCACCUUUCUCUCUUCUUCUUCUUACACUCCACUUUGGAUAUAUACAAAGCAACAUUAUUGAUUGCAUGUUGUUGGUGUUCCACAGUUGAACAACAGCUCAGCUUUUCUUCCUUCUUCACCUCUCUGUAUAAAUCCAAAAAAA
Messenger RNA from Musa acuminata subsp. malaccensis (wild Malaysian banana), 1407 nucleotides. RefSeq names its product protein GL2-INTERACTING REPRESSOR 1. NCBI's taxonomy places the organism in Eukaryota, Viridiplantae, Streptophyta, Magnoliopsida, Zingiberales, Musaceae. The record is from RefSeq and is a predicted model, not a curated record.